This is a messenger RNA of Phyllotreta striolata, 675 nucleotides long. The record is from the annotation of a GenBank genome assembly. Lineage: Eukaryota; Metazoa; Arthropoda; Insecta; Coleoptera; Chrysomelidae.
AUGGAGGUGUGCAAAAUCGACGAGUUCCAUAAGGAUUUCGAUGGGGAUUACGACGUGAAGUUCUACAAGGAGAUCGGCGACAAUUUGCCCGUUGUUAACAGCUUGGACGAUUUGAUUAGGGAGCUGCGAGUGAUUUUUUCUUGUGAUAAAGUUAAUGUUGAUUUAGUUCAUUAUGUGAUGAAGUCUUACAAAUCGUCGCCGGCCGAUUGGAAAAGAUUCGCCAAGUUCGAUAGAUUUCGAUACACCAGGAACUUGGUGGACCACGGCAACGGCAGGUACAAUUUGAUGACGCUCUGCUGGGGCGAAGGGCACGGCUCGGCCAUCCACGAUCACGCCAACUCGCACUGCUUCAUGAAGAUGCUGCAGGGCUCGCUGGAGGAGAUCCGAUUCGCCUGGCCCAAGGAGGAGGGCGAUCGGCUGCGCGAGAUCGGCCGCAAGGAGCUGAAGCUCAACGAUGUGGCCUACAUCAACGAUUCCAUCGGUCUUCACAGGGUGGAGAAUCCGUCCAAUGUCGACACAGCGAUCAGCCUCCAUUUGUAUUGCCCCCCGUACAACAAGUGCACAGUAUUUAACCAAAAUACUGGCUUGAAAUCCACAUCGACGGUAACGUUCUACUCGGCGUUCGGAAAACGAAUAAAAGAAAACAAAGAGCUGGUGGAGCCCGAAGACAAUUAG